AUGGUUUAGAGACAGUAAUUGAUCAUGCGCAUGCGCUUGAGACAAGUCAGUCGGUCGGAAACAAGGAGGAAACUGGACCGAAGACGUCUGAAUUGGUGGUGAAUCAUGUCAGGUUUUCUGGAUGGAAUCAGAUGUGGCGACUGUGAAUGCAAUGUGGAUUGGGGCGAGAAGAGAAACACAAUAGCUUCGAUAGCUGCUGGGGUUCUUUUUUUCACAGGAUGGUGGAUUAUCAUUGAUGCAGCUGUAAAGUAUCCAAUAGAAGAGGACUUUCACCAUGCUUACCACACAUGUGGAGUCAUAGCCACUGUGGCUUUUUUAAUGAUCAAUGCUGUCUCCAAUGGACAGGUGAGGGGAGACAGCUACAGUGAAGGAUGUCUGGGACAGACAGGUGCCAGGGUGUGGCUUUUCAUCGGCUUCAUGCUGGCAUUUGGAUCCCUCAUCGCUUCCAUGUGGAUCUUGUUCGGAGGAUUUGUUGUCCCCCAGAAACCCAUUGUGUACCCUGGAAUUGCAGUUUUUUUCCAAAAUGCUUUCAUUUUCUUUGGUGGCCUGGUGUUUAAGUUUGGACGCACUGAAGACUUGUGGCAGUGAUGAGCUGUCUUUACUCAGCAGAACUGUUACACACACCUGCUUCUGCUGGCCUCCUGCCCUUUGAUUCAGCCUGACCCCUGGUGUGAUGAGACCAGUCAGACUAAAAAUUGCAAAAUGGACCCCAAAGCUUGGCCACCCAUGGAGAACAUUAGCUUGUUGCAGUGUCAAACCUGUCUGAUCUCGUCACGACUGUGGUUAUAAAAGAAACAUGAAAAGAAUGGAGGCCACAGCCAUUUUUGAUAAGAAACUUGGGUUGCUGUGUCUAUGUUGCAUACCGUGGUGUGGUAUUCCAUUUUUGCUUGGCACAGUCUUCAGCUGUAGCAAUACUUAACCAGAACAAUAUCCUAAUAAGAACAGUGGUUUGAGGUUAAAAAGUUAAAAACAGUCAUAUAUCAAUAAACAGGAGGUGCCCAGAGUUAUGAUGCUAACUAGUACAUAAUCUCCUUUGUUUUUUAUAUAUAUAUAUAUAUAUAUAUAUAUGUAUAUAAAUACAUAUAUUACAUAUGUUUUCAAAUACACCGGUAAAUAAAGAUUAGUAUGAGUUUUAUGGUUGUGCCACCUAAUACUUCAAAGGGAAUGUUUCCAAAAUCGUUAAAGCUGGAAAUUCUGUUCAUGGUGUGAGUGAGUAUGUUACAGAAUGUGUCCCUCUGUGCAAGAAAACAUGUGAAAUGUACCCUUUGCUAAAAUUGUUUGUGCUCUUGCAGUCCUCUACUCUAUAUCUGUCCAUAUCAGCAAAUACAGACUAUAUUCUGUAGCUUUCACUUAAGUAUACAUUAUUUAUAGAAAUGGUAUGUGGUGGCUUUAGCAAAAACAUUUGCAUUAUGUAAAAAGCACAAUUUGAUAUCUGAGGUCCACGUUUUGAGGGAAAAUCAACUAAUCUUGUGUUAAGCGUUUGAUUGGUCUACAUCUGAUGUUGGGGAAAAGGAACAUGCACUCCUUUGUUUUAGUUUCCAUUCUCUAAGAUGCCAUAAUAAUGGCUCUUUACAUGUCUUACCUUGCAAAACAAUAAAAAGCUGAUUUGUUAUUAAA
This is a messenger RNA of Alosa sapidissima (American shad), 1617 nucleotides long. It is a transcript of the gene tmem50a, whose product is annotated as transmembrane protein 50A. The transcript has 7 exons. Bases 106 to 588 code for a protein of 160 amino acids. NCBI's taxonomy places the organism in Eukaryota, Metazoa, Chordata, Actinopteri, Clupeiformes, Clupeidae. The record is from RefSeq and is a predicted model, not a curated record. Gene Ontology annotation, biological process: protein targeting to vacuole; late endosome to vacuole transport via multivesicular body sorting pathway.